Messenger RNA from Cladocopium goreaui, 2501 nucleotides. The record is from the annotation of a GenBank genome assembly. Lineage: Eukaryota; Dinophyceae; Suessiales; Symbiodiniaceae.
AUGCCUAUAUGCUGCGCUGGUGAUCCAAGAUGCAAUUCGUGUGCACCCUCCGCAGCAGUUGAGGUCAUCCCAACGGACGAGAGUGAGCGGAAACGGUUCCCCGAUGGGAAACUCUCGUGUGGGACCAGCCAGAACUGCAUAACUCAGGCCAAUCUCAAUUUUUGGAAGUUCAGAGAUGCAAAUGAUGUCCAGAUUUGCACGGGCAACCAAGUUUGCAAUAACAACUGGAAAGUCAAGAACGUGGGAGCAGCCUGCUGCUCUGGGGAUAGUGUUUGCUACACUGACCUAGUCUUCGAAAUGGGGCAAGACGUUCCUACCGGCGAGCCAGUGGCUACUUGCACUAAUGAUGUCUGCUGCGAUGGAAAACAGACUUGUGUGGGCUCUUCCGGUUCACCGCCGACGAGCCAGUUCCUAGGCACCAGAACAUUGAGUUGCCGCGGCGAAGGAACGUGUAGGCAGAUUCUAGCCAACAUGUCAAAAGACCUCUACUGCAGCCAAUAUUCAGGAGUUGGCGAGACUGGCCCAGACACAUGCAGCUCGAGUUCCAACGAAUUCUACUUCGACAACCCCACUGCUGGCUCUGAGCAUUGUGUGACAUGCUUCGGAAACAACGGCCAGGGUGUGAUAUGUGCGGAUUCAACAUUCACUUUCGACACAGUGAAUGCCCAGGCCAAGAUGAUUUUCAGUGCAAAAAAUGCUGGCAAGCAAGCAACAGUUACCAUCACCAGUGGAUGCCUGGAGAUCAAUUGCGCCACAGGCACGGAUACCUGCGUAGACCUAGUAGUGACUAAGAAUAGUGCCACAUGCCACUGCACUGGAAAGCAAGGCAAGUGCAACCAAAUUUCUGGCAACAAGGCGGGAGGUACUGGUGAUACUUGCCCAUACAUCGACGAUGACAAUCCUUGUUCAUUUGCGGCGACCAUGUGUCAGACUCCGUCAUCUUGCUGUGAUGGCUUGAGUGCUAACGCCAGCUCCGGCAGCUCCAACAGUCCACCAGAUUGUGUUGGACAAUGCGGCUGCACAGCUCCCACGACAUCCACCACCACCACCACCACCACCACCACCACCACCACGACAACCACCACCACCACGACCACCACCACCACCACCUCUGAGUCGGGACAAGACCCAUCUUCCGGCACAACCACCUCCACCACCACCACCACCUCCACAGCACAAGGUGCAGGAGACCCUCACAUCGACACCUUCGAUGGCCAGCACUACUUGCUGCUGAAGCAGGGCAGCUUCUCCUUUUGGCGCUUCUCCGGUUCCGAUGCAGAAAUCUUCUCAGCCAAGAAUCAGGCCUUGCUGAAGAAACUCCCGGUGGAUUUCAAAAUCUAUGCGCACUAUUCAGGUCACACCUCCUACACCAAAGGCCUUUUGCUGGUGGACAGCUCUGGUGCCACAACCCCGAAGCGUGUCUUGGAGCUCACCUCGGAAGAUUGCACCUGGAGAACCAAGACCAAGGACACUGAGUGGAGUGCUGUGGAGAAACCCCAGUUGCUGUCGUUGCCAGACGCUGACGGAGAUGAGAUGACAGCUUUCAGGAUGACGGAACCUUUACAUGGACAGAAGAUGUACGUGGAGCUGUUGAUGAAGAAAACCGACGGCGCCUUCAAAAAGAUUGGCAAUCUUUAUGUGCGCUGCAAGCCAGGAUACCACAUCAACACGAAGAUCGCCAUGACUUCCAAGGAGGACAUCGGCUUGGUGCAGGGCCAGGUUGGAGCCCAGGGCCAUACUGCUGCAGGUGAGGAUCACAAGGCCAGUUUCUUGCAGGGAACACGCAGGGUGAGGUCGGACUCAGAGUUUGUAACUUCCGAGAAGUGGACAGACUUGGGUGGAAGUGCAGCAGCAGAAACCUAUUUGAGCGAAGUGGAUGAAGAAGGACCAGCCAUCUUCCUGAAGGAUUGCACAGGACAAGAGCGGAUCGAGGCAAAGGCAAUGUGCAAGAAAUAUUUGGGCGAACCUUCAACACGCAGCGAAGACCUCCACAGCUUUGAAAAUCGCUUCGACAACUGCGUCUUCGAUGUCUGCAACGGAGCCUUGAUCGAAAUGCUGGAGCCGAAUUGAUGCUGUUCACUGGAUCUCUAGAAGAAAAAAGGAGAAGCAGUUUCAUGAAUCGAGAAUUCUGUUUGUGUGGUCGCUAUAUGUCGCUCUUUUUGGCGUGAGAGCUUGCAGUUGUGCAGCAAUACCUUGGCAUGGUUUCGGCCACAGUCCUGAGCCCAGGUGGAGGAGAGGUUGCAGCAGAACUGGCAGCAGAGAUCUUCCAUGCCGAAUAAAAGUUAGAUGAAUAUUAUGUUUAUUCUGAUUUUGAAAUGACCUCUUAAAUUGGAACCGCAGGUUCCAACUCUCCACUUUGUGGGAAGGUUUUGAAGGAACCAUUGGCAAUGGCAUCGGAGAUGGUCGUCCAUUCAUAAUAUGAUUUAGAUUCAAAGGCGAAUCGGCCUUGGCCUUGCAACCGACCAGCAAAUGGUCUGCAAAAAGUCUGCACCGUAAUCCGC